AUGUCCCUGACCACUCUACCAGACGAGGUUCUCAACGAUAUCGCUUUCGCACUUGUCGCCAGCUCGCCGUUGGGCCCGCCAACCGAUCUUAUACCGCUACUCUGCACCUCGAAACAUCUGAACAGGGCGUUACAUUUCAAGAAGAGCACCGGACUAUAUGCGCGUAUCGCGAGGCUCAAGUUCGACUGUAACGCGGUAAAGCGCCGAGCGUUCAAACCAUACGCAAAGGACUGCGCUGAACAGCUCGUUCACGCAUGUCUUUGUAUUCAGUUUUUCCGACGGGGUAACGUUGACGAUGACGAUGUCGUUGACCACUUGCCGACUGCGUUUAUGCUUAUGUUGGAAAACGACGGGAAGAAUCGCGCGCAGCUGGAAUGGGCGGGGAUCGAGUCAUUUCUCGAUCAAUUUGUGCGUAGGCGGUUAUACGAUAAUCGCAUGACGAACGAUGGAUGGCCGUUGGAGACCCCCCACAGUUCGUCCGCCCUUUGGUUGACGUGGAUGUUUGCUACGAAAGAAAAAAUCACCUCGCAAUCGCCUUACCAACAGACCCAACUCUACCGUAUUGUUUCGGCGUUUGCCCUUGUUCCUUUCCGUUACGCCUCGGCUUAUGCACCUCCUACCCACUUUGACCUGCCGCUGUCGGCUUCGAAUCCAGACCAACAACACGAACUCUUCACCCCCACGCCGCAUGGCUCGUACCCCCUCUACCAGCAAGGUGCCCCCGCAAAUCAAGUUCAUUUCCGGUCUCGGCCGGAUUUUGCUGUUGGACCUAUAUCUAUCCCCGCAAAACUGCUUUUCGUUGCGCAACAAGAAUCUCACCCAUUUUAUGCACCUCACGUUCCUCUGGACCGCGCUGAUGCAGACCAGCAAGGCAGAAUUGGGCCGACAGCAGAAGAUCUUCGUGAAGUCAAUACGCACCAAGGCGCAAAGUACGUCCGACAGGUCAAUUGGGAUUGGAAUGCUGGAGUUGCGAGAUAUCUGGAUAACGGCAAGGUCGCACCUGAGGACGCUAGUUCGAUGUGGGACUGCGAUUGGUGGAGAGCGAGGCAAUGCGGUGAUUUGUGGCAGCCAAUGCCAAGGUGGAGGGUUGGCACUGUCUACGUACCUGGCUCGUUGAGCGGUUUGUGGCAAGGAAGAUGGGAGCUCACUUCGGAGGAGUCUCAUGCCAGGCUUCUCGCAUCGCCCGCAUACCCACCUGCGUUCAGUGGUCAAACCCUCUACGCCAUUGCGCAGCCCAUGUUCAUGCGUCUCACGGAACACCACUACGUCGCCCCUCCCACCAUCAGUACCUCCAAUCCAAACGCCCCUUCGUCUAUUCAACGACUUGCUGGCCCAAUUCCGACUCCUAAAGCCGAGCCCGCGAUCAUCCUCACAGACACCGGGGACCACGAGGAGGUUCCCCUUGACAUGAGCAUGCAGAACGCAUGGAUCCCAGGUCGAGAAGGUGGCGUCUCAUGGGAGGCGAACGGCCUCAACUCGGGUCUGCGUGAUGGCUGGGGAAGGGAUCGGUUCCAGGCUACGCCAGAAGACGUGCAAGAGAGGGAAACGAUCACUUUUCGUUUGGAUUACGAUCAACGAGGAGCCGGGUACGUCUAUGAGACGUGGGAUCGGACGAAGAAGGGCGUGCAUGAUCUGUAUGACGUCUUUGGGCAGUCGGCGGCCUCUGCGGCUGCUGCCUCAGCUUCGUCUUCGUCGAAUGCUUCCGUGCACGAACCCCCAAGUUGCGCGCGGUGCAAGAAACGCGCUGCGCUUCUUGCUCGGAUGAGGAAGGGUGAUUCGGAAGUGGUGGAAAAGAUCUUUGAGCGUGUUGGGCUCGGGAUGAGUACUGUCGGGAAGCAGUGUUCGAAGCCUUCUGCCAACGACGAGGAUGAAGAUGAUGAAGACGACGACGACGAAAUUGACCUGGAUACCGUAUGGGAGCUUGACGGCUUCAAUGUUGACCCCCCUUCCUCAAGUUGCUCGACAGACUGUGGCCAAUCAUCGCAAUCGGAGUGCAGUGCCGACAGCGAGGACGAAGAUGACACGGAAAUGGAGCCAGAGCUUCGUGGACAACCGAGGGCUCGUAAUCCUUACACUGGUCAAGUGUAUGAGGCUACUAGGAACAUAGCCGACAAGGAAUAUCUAAGGCCUUGCGAUGGAGUUGAGGAUGUGCUCCUGACCGGCGAGGCACGUUCUUCUUCUAUUUUCUUUUUAGUCGAUGAGAAACAUGCGCAGGCAUGGAAUAAGUAUACGUUCUACGGCCGUGUAAGACCUUGGGACGGGCUCGUUGGUAUCCUCAGGAGCGCCGGCAACCCAAUCAAUCAUCUGUUCUUCUACGGGUACCUCGUCGGUGGCGAGACGCUCGUAGGCAACUGGCGCCUUGCGAGUACGGAUCCCUUUGUGCCCACCUGGGAGAGCGCAUUUGUUCUGAGCAAACGCGAGGAAUGAACACGUUGCUGUUGGCGCUAUUCAAUUCACUUCGACCCAGGCUCCGCAAUCACCGUACCAACAAACUCAACUCCACACCCCGGUCACCACUUUCAGGGUUCAACAUUCAAUGUUCAGCCCAUGUAUAUAUGUACCCUUGUGAUUACGCGAUAUCGCCGACGCUCGCAGAUACUUCAUAUCCGAGUACGAUUUGGUCCCCCACUGUUGGCUCAAUACUGGCUGGACCCGGCGCUACAAUAAAAUUAUCAGGUCAAGACCCAUCCUGACAUGGACCCACUGAAAAACGGGAUAUCUUUUCCUCCGACUCCAUCGCCUGGCCCGCCAUUCAUCUUCCUUUUUUCAUCUUGGUUCGUUCCUGCAUUAAUUAGACUUAGACUCUUUCAUUCCCUUCAUCUUCAACGUUUCUUGUUUACAUACCCCCACACCCCGACCACCACACACGCACGCGUCAUUCAGGAAUCACCCAACACGCGUCACCGAGAUACACGAGUCCCAAUCACCAUGCCACUGCCAUUUCAUGAUUUGUACACACGCACGCAUACCCUUUUGCUACUGCCAUUUACGUUAUUUAUUGUGUCUGUGUUUUUACGUUGUGAACCAUACUACAUAUUUAUUGUUACCUGUUGCGGGCAGGUGCUGCAAAACGUAUACUACUUACAUAUUAAGUAGAGUUGUUGUGAAAGACUUUCUUUGUCCGUGUCA
Molecule: messenger RNA, 3129 nt
Organism: Laccaria bicolor S238N-H82
Lineage: Eukaryota; Fungi; Basidiomycota; Agaricomycetes; Agaricales; Hydnangiaceae
Exons: 6
Coding region: 1-2427 (808 amino acids)
Source: RefSeq, a predicted model, not a curated record